AGCUAUUGACACCACUAAGAAUUAUUCGCAGUUAUCAUGAGCACAUCCACAUGUGUGCAUAUCCCUGUUUCUAAAUUUUGAUUAUUUUUAUGACUUUUAUCGGCGUUUCUUCGUUGUUUUGCCAUGUCACGUCUCAUUAUAAAAAAUCUUCCAAGUAACAUAACUGACGAUGCCCUCCGAACUAAAUUUUCUGAAAAAGGUGUUGUUACAGAUGUCCAGUUAAAGUAUAAGAAUGGAGUCUUCAGAAAAUUUGCGUUUGUUGGCUUCAAAAAAGAAGAGGAUGCCUCAGCUGCACGCGAAUAUUUCGACAACACAUGCAUUGGAACAUCUCGAAUUCAAGUGGAAAUUUGUUCUGACAUUCGUUCCAAAGACAAACCAAGGGCUUGGAGUAAGUACGCACCAGGUUCUUCUGCCUACAACAAACUUCAUCCUGAGGAAGCUCCACCUCCGCCAGAACAGGAGGAUAAAGAACACAAUGAGAAAAAGAAUAAAAAGACUGACAAAGAUGUUGUGAGGGAUCCCAAAGUGAAGGAACUUUUAGAAAAGUACAAGGAUGACCCUCAGUUUGCUGAAUACAUGGAAACCCAUCUGGGAAAGAACAGUCUGUGGAGCAAUGAUGCUGUUGGUGGUACCGGAGAUGGGCCAGCUAUUACUGAACAAGUUGUGGAAGACCUUCAAAAUACUGUUCUAAAUUCCAUUCCUGAUGAAGAUUUAGCACAGGCCAAAAUUUCUGAUUUUGAGUAUCUUCGAAGAAAAAUGGUGAAAAGCAAAGAGAAAGAAAAGGGCAAAGCAGUUUCAGAGGAAAAAAGUAAUACGAAAAAGUCUAAGGUAAUUUCUGAAGAACCGAAUUCGGAUGGUGAAUCUGCAAGCACUAAAAAGAAAACCAAAUUAUUUUAUGUAAAAGUAAAGGGUCUUCCCUAUAAAGCAAAGCGAAAAGAUGUAAGAGAAUUUCUGAAACCUCUACAAACCAAAUCUGUUCGAAUUCCAGUAAAAGUUAAAUGUGUGGCCUAUGUUGGAUUUGCGACAGAGAAGGAAGCAAAUAAAGCUCUUAUAAAGGACAGGAGCUUUUACAUGGGUAAACAAAUUUUUGUUAAACCUUAUGAAGAACAUUCAGAAACUAAUAAAGGAGAUAAUGUUCCGGAUAGAUACAGAGAGCAGGAGGAAAGUUUAAAAUCAGAAGAAACUAUUGCUGAAUCUGGUCGAAUAUUUGUUAGAAAUUUAUCUUACUUGACUACUGAAGAGGAUAUUACGCAGUUAUUUUCUAAAUAUGGUGAACUCAGUGAGGUUUUACUGCCUAUCGACUUCCGUACAAGAAAAAUAAAAGGAUAUGCUUUAGUAACUUUUCUUCUUCCUGAACAAGCUGUGCAGGCUUACAAUGAAUUAGAUGGUACAGUUUUUGAGGGCAGAAUGCUCCAUCUCUUGCCAUCAAAAUCAAAACCAUCUAUUGAUGAAUUACUGGAACAAGAAGGUCUAGAUUUUAAAAAGAAGAAAGCCUUGCUCUUGAAGAAAGCAGCCACAGCAUCUCACAGCUGGAAUACUUUGUUUUUGGGUCAAAAUGCUGUCACUAACAUCAUUGCUGAAACAUACAAUACCACAAAAGAAAAGGUCCUUGAUGACAGUGGCAAGGGAAGUGUUGCUGUUCGUUUAGCUCUCGGAGAAACACAAAUUGUUACAGAGACAAGAAAGUUCCUCACUGAAAAUGGUGUUCAGCUUGAUGCUUUUAAUAAGCCUUCUGUUCAGAGAUCAAAGACAAUCUUAUUGAUAAAAAAUUUACCUGCUAAAACUAGUGCAGCCGAAAUUCGUGAACUCUUUGAGCCUUAUGGGGUUUUAGGAAGAAUCAUUUUACCUCCAACUGGUGUUACUGCACUUGUCGAAUUUUUUGACAAAAUGGAGGCAAAAAAGGCAUUUUUAAAAUUAGCUUACACGAAGUUCAAGGAUCUUCCAUUAUACCUUGAGUGGGCACCUGAAGGAUCUCUCACUGAGUCAGACCCCAAUAGUUCAACAAAAUCUACCCCUGUAGUUGUAGAAACUAAUGAGGAAAAAGAAAAGACCGAAGAAGAGCAAGUGGAACCAGAAACUACUCUGUACCUUAAGAAUCUGAGUUUUAAUACUACAGAAGAAAAUAUUAGGCAGCAUUUUGCAAGAUAUGGGUCACUGGCUAAAGUUACAAUUGCCACUAAACCCAACCCAAAAGUACCUGGAGAGCGGCUUUCUCAAGGGUUUGGAUUUAUUCAAUAUUACAAAAAGAGCAGUGCAGAUAAUGCAUUGAAAAACCUUCAAAAUUCUGAAUUGAAUGGCCACAAAAUCGAAAUAAAGAGAUCUCAUCGGACUUUGAAGGAGGACACUGUUCAGAGGAAGACGGUAAACCAGGCUAAACCGACAGGCACCAAGAUUCUGGUCAGAAAUAUUCCCUUCCAAGCAACAAGUGAUGAAGUACUUGAACUAUUUAAAGUAUUUGGGGAAAUUAAAACUUUGAGACUGCCAAAGAAGAUGGUAGGCACUGGCAGCCACAGAGGUUUUGCAUUUGUUGACUACCAUACCAAAAAUGAUGCCCAGAAUGCAAUGGACUCUCUUUGCCAGAGUACCCAUUUGUAUGGUCGCAGGCUUGUGCUCGAAUGGGCGUCUCCAGAUGAUGAAGAUGUUGACGCUUUGCGUAAGCGCACAGCUGAACGAUUCGCUGGUGAUGAACCACAUUCAAAGUCAUUUAAGAAGGGUGUCUUUGACAUGAAGACAGCACCCAAAGGAAAGGGAGAUGAGGCUGAUAGUGACUAAAUCAUAAGUUUUGUUUGUAUAAAAUAUGUUACAAAAUGAAAAAAAUUACAUAACAGUAAAACCCUGCAAGGCUA
Molecule: messenger RNA, 2846 nt
Organism: Thrips palmi
Lineage: Eukaryota; Metazoa; Arthropoda; Insecta; Thysanoptera; Thripidae
Product: probable RNA-binding protein 19
Exons: 16
Coding region: 124-2772 (882 amino acids)
Molecular function (GO): RNA binding
Source: RefSeq, a predicted model, not a curated record